AUGUCUCGACGUGAGUUAUGCAGUUUUCGAUGGGAUGGCACACAAUGGGCAACCGUUACCACAUCAUUUCAUCUUGAAUUUCUAUCUAAAUUAUCUGUUACAAAUCAACCAAAUACAAUAUCAACUGUUCGUGUGGCAACAUUUAAUAUACUUGCAGAUUGCUUUCCGUGGUUUAUUGAAAUGGCAAUACGCAGUUCUGAAAGGUUCGAAUGGUUAUGUAAUAGUAUCACAAAUCUUAAUCCUACUAUUAUUGGCUUAAAUGAAGUCACGGCUACUGCCCUAAAGCAGUUGCAACAGUGUUCAUUUAUUCGCGAAAACUAUUUUAUCACCGAAUCAUUUGAUGAAAAUAAACACGAUGAUACUGCUGAAGUCAAAGGUUGCAGAAAUGGCCUUCUUUCCAUACAUGGAUGUGUCAUUCUAAGUAAACUACCAUUGAUUGAAGUGUUCGCAAUUUCUGUUUCGGAAAGUAUUCGUGAAGCCGUUGUUGGAAAAGUUCAACUUGGAAGUAAUUUAGAAAGUUGUGUCUAUUUUUGUGCUCAUCAUACUACUGCAUAUCAAACACCGAAAAAUGCUCAAUUACGAGCACAACAGAUACGUGAUAUUAUUGAUGUAUUGCAUCCUAUUGGUCUUCCAUUUGUCAUUAUGGGUGAUCUCAAUCUUCAUUAUGAUUUUGAAGAUGCCAUAGUCAUCAAUAAUAAAUUAAUCGAUGCAUGGGCUCAAACACAUUUUUCUCAUAUUCAUCCAUUCAAUGAUGAAAAUCAAGGUUAUACAUUUGAUGCAGUAAAAAAUAAUCUAAUUCCUUACUAUAUUCCUGGAGAACGUAGACAAAUGCGGCUUGAUCGAAUUCUCUUUUCACGUGGAUUUCCUGCAUUCGCAAUAACACCUUGUGCUAUGUGGGCAAAUGAACCUAUUAACUCUGGUAAUUAUCUUUUUCCAAGCGAUCACUUUGGACUGUUUAUUGACAUUGUUACUGAUGUAGUAAACGAUAGUAACGAACUUAUGUCAGUUGGUGAACCUGAUCCAUCUGCUGAAGAAAUUCUUUUUCGUCAUGCCGAGAACAGCAAAGACCAACGAGCAUAUCAUCUUGGAUUAGUAAGGACUACAGGAGCAUUGAUAUCUCAUAUAUUUUGGCUUGGAGCGGUUGCUCUUGGCCUCAAGUAG
This is a messenger RNA of Rotaria sp. Silwood2, 1161 nucleotides long. NCBI's taxonomy places the organism in Eukaryota, Metazoa, Rotifera, Eurotatoria, Philodinida, Philodinidae. The record is from the annotation of a GenBank genome assembly.